AUGCUCGGCGCAGUUGAGUAUGUUGACGUGCAGUUUCAGAAUGCCUUCCACCAGCCGUCUAUAUAUCGCGGAUCGCCAAACAUGGAAAGAGAGCAAGCUUGGCUGGAUCUAUGGAAUUUUGGAGAGGUCAAUAUUCCACUGGACAAGCUUCCCCUCCUGAAUAAAUCUACCGCUGGAGAGUGGAAGCGAGUUGCCCCUGAGCAUGGAGGAGGCGUCUAUGCGUUGAUCGAGACAUUUCACCAGAUCCACUGCCUGGAUGUGAUCCGCCAAUAUACCUACCGCAACGAAUGGGACUACAGCAAGACCCCUGCUUUCGAUGCUGAACCACACCUAGUGCGCGCACAUGUUGAUCAUUGCAUUGAAACCAUCCGGUUGAAUCUCAUGUGUGUCGGAGAUGUGACACCAUUUCUGACAAUAUCGUCGCCUUCAAGGCCAUUGGGAGAGUUGCCGGACUUCAACACGAAGCAUAAAUGUCGCAAUUUCACGAAAUUGCAAGAAUGGAUGGGGCAGAAUUCAAUUCCAGUCUAG
Molecule: messenger RNA, 528 nt
Organism: Aspergillus affinis
Lineage: Eukaryota; Fungi; Ascomycota; Eurotiomycetes; Eurotiales; Aspergillaceae
Product: oxidase ustYa family protein
Exons: 3
Coding region: 1-528 (175 amino acids)
Biological process (GO): mycotoxin biosynthetic process
Source: RefSeq, a predicted model, not a curated record